GCGAGAGCUGCCGGAGAGCCGGGGGGGAAACACACGCACAGAGGCUCCCGCUGUCCCCACGGCACCCACCUCGUCACCCACCUCGGCACCCACCUCGGCACCCGCUCCGACACCCCGGUCCCCAGCGCCGGGCGGUUCGGGGGGGCUGCGGUCCCGGGGCGGGGGGGUCCAUGAGAGCCGGAGCAGGAAGGCUGACGGUGCCUCUUCUCCUCCCCAAGGUGACAUGGAGCAGCUGAAGUGACCCGAGGAGCCAUCGCAGCAGUGCCCGGGAUGGGCUGCGUGCACUGCAAAGAGAAGGGCUCCAGCAAAGGGCAGGCGGGGGGUGAGCUGGGGGCCCCCCCGCCCACCGCCUCCCAGUACGACCCCGACCCCACGCAGCCGGGCGCCGCCUUCACCCGCAUCCCCGACUUCAACAACUUCCACGGCGCGACGGUGCCCUCGGCUCCAUCCUUCGCGGGACCAGGGGGCUUCACCCCCAACUCGCUGCAGAUGCGCAGUGGGGGUAUCACAGGUGGGGGCGUGACGCUCUUCAUCGCCCUGUACGACUACGAGGCCAGGACAGAGGAUGACCUGAGCUUCCAGAAAGGGGAGAAAUUCCACAUCAUCAACAACACGGAGGGUGACUGGUGGGAGGCCAGGUCGCUGAGCUCGGGCACCACUGGCUACAUCCCCAGCAACUACGUGGCCCCCGUGGACUCCAUCCAGGCAGAGGAGUGGUACUUUGGGAAAAUCGGGCGCAAGGAUGCGGAGCGGCAGCUCCUGUGCCACGGGAACUGCAGGGGCACCUUCCUCAUCCGGGAGAGCGAGACCACGAAAGGUGCCUACUCGCUCUCCAUCCGGGACUGGGAUGAGGCCAAGGGCGACCACGUCAAGCACUAUAAGAUUCGAAAACUGGACAACGGGGGUUACUACAUCACCACCCGCGCCCAGUUCGACACCGUCCAGCAGCUGGUCCAGCACUAUGUUGAGCGGGCGGCCGGACUGUGCUGCCGCCUGGCCGUGCCGUGCCACAAAGGGACGCCCAAGCUGGCCGACCUCUCGGUCAAAACCAAAGACGUGUGGGAGAUCCCCCGUGAAUCCCUCCAGCUCCUCAAGAAACUGGGCAACGGGCAGUUCGGGGAAGUGUGGAUGGGCACAUGGAACGGCACCACGAAGGUGGCGGUGAAGACGCUGAAGCCGGGCACCAUGUCCCCUGAGGCUUUCCUGGAGGAGGCGCAGAUCAUGAAGCGGCUGCGGCACGACAAGCUGGUGCAGCUCUACGCCGUGGUGUCCGAGGAGCCCAUCUACAUCGUCACCGAGUUCAUGAGCCAGGGCAGCUUGCUGGAUUUCCUAAAGGACGGGGACGGCCGGUACCUGAAGCUGCCCCAGCUGGUGGACAUGGCUGCCCAGAUCGCGGCGGGCAUGGCGUAUAUUGAGCGGAUGAACUACAUCCACCGGGAUCUCCGCGCCGCCAACAUCCUGGUGGGAGACAACCUGGUGUGCAAGAUCGCCGACUUCGGCCUGGCGCGCCUCAUCGAGGACAAUGAGUACACGGCGCGGCAGGGUGCCAAGUUCCCUAUCAAGUGGACGGCCCCGGAGGCCGCGCUUUUCGGGAAGUUCACCAUCAAGUCGGACGUCUGGUCCUUUGGCAUCCUCCUGACCGAGCUGGUGACCAAGGGCCGGGUGCCCUACCCAGGGAUGAACAACCGGGAGGUGCUGGAGCAGGUGGAGCGGGGGUACCGCAUGCCGUGCCCGGGGAGCUGCCCCCUGUCCCUGCACGAGGUGAUGGUGCAGUGCUGGAAGCGGGAGCCCGAGGAGCGCCCCACCUUCGAGUACCUCCAGUCCUUCCUCGAGGACUAUUUCACAGCCACCGAGCCCCAGUACCAGCCGGGGGACAACCAGUGACCCGGCGCUGUCACCCCCCAGCCAAGCUCUGUGGUGGAUUUGGGGUGAAUCUCCCUCUUUUUGCAGGGGGGUUGUUGCUCCUGUUGCCUGUGUUGCCCUCCCCCCCACCCAAAUGCCUGUUUGGCGGCGUCCUGGGGAGGACAGGGGGCUUUGCACAAGGAUUUUGGACUAAAAAAGGGGUAAAGCUGCGCCCCUCACCCAGCACCCCCAACCGCUCUCUUGCUGCCUUCACGCCCAGCUGUGAAUCCGAGAAGUGCUUUGGCUGGGGGGGACCCCAGUGUGCCCCCCAGACACCCCGCAGCAGCACAGGCCUCGGGGGGGCUCUCCCCAUACCAGUCUCCUCUCCCUCAGCUCAGCCUUGCGCACCUGGGGAGGGUCAGCCCCCCAAAUCCUGGCGCUGACCUGGGGGAGGUCACCUCAACCCUCCACUUGAUAUGUUUAAUUUAUAAGAUUUUAUAUCCUUCACCCCAGCAGCCACCUCACCCUCAGGGAUCCCUGGAUCGGGGGGUUCUCCUUGCCCCCCCCUCCCCACUUUAAUUUCAUUUCCCUCCAGCAAAGCCGAAUCCUGAAAGCCAUAAACCUCUGCUUGCACUGCGGAGGGUGACAAGGGGUCCUGGGGGGGACCAUGUGCCUGGGUUUUGGGGGUCAUCUCUGCUCCAGGGGCUGUUUCCCGCUGCCCUGUGUGGGGCAGGGGGGGUCCGGGAUGGAGUCACCCAGGGCGCUGGGGGGGUACAGGAUGGGGUCACCCAUGACGCUUGGGGGGUCCCGGCUGCGGCUCAGCCCAAACCCCUGCACCGAGUGUUAAUGGGGCUGCUGGGGGGACUCGGGGCACAAUGUGAAUGUGAUGGUGCUGGAGGAGGGGGUCACCCUGCCAGCUGGUUUCUGGUGCCCCCCUGCGCACCCCAUUUUGGGGGGGGGGGGACAGUGCCACCCGGGGGGAGGUAGGCAGAAAAGGGAGCAGGAGGGAUUUGUUGUUUAUUAUUUUUUUAAAAUCCAGUCUGUAAAUAGAAAUAAAACCUUUCUAACAA
Columba livia (rock pigeon) is the source of this 2912-nucleotide messenger RNA. RefSeq names its product FGR proto-oncogene, Src family tyrosine kinase (gene FGR). The record is from RefSeq and is a predicted model, not a curated record. Gene Ontology annotation, biological process: protein phosphorylation; cell surface receptor protein tyrosine kinase signaling pathway; integrin-mediated signaling pathway. Gene Ontology annotation, cellular component: extrinsic component of cytoplasmic side of plasma membrane. Bases 271 to 1884 code for a protein of 537 amino acids. The transcript is spliced from 13 exons. Lineage: Eukaryota; Metazoa; Chordata; Aves; Columbiformes; Columbidae. Gene Ontology annotation, molecular function: signaling receptor binding; non-membrane spanning protein tyrosine kinase activity; ATP binding.